AUGGCUGGUCACGGAUACCCCCCAGAGGGCCCGCCUAACGGCGAUGGCGAGUAUGGCGAAGAGUGGGCUCGCGAUCUCAGGGUAAAAUUCGAGUCACUGCUUCGCGACAAGCGCAUGAACGAAUUACGAUCGUCUUCCCGUCAAGGUACUCCUCAACCCAGAGAGCGGGUGAGCAGUGCCAACCUCCGCGGCCUCGCAUCCCCCGGACCCGGUCGGCCUUCAACUUCCCAUAGCAACGCCUCAACACCCAUGCCACCGACACCGCCCGCUUACUCUUCCAUCCGUCAUCUUCCCAUAAUUCCUACCCCACCCGCAGCCAACGAUCGCGAGUCUCAAAAGUUUCGCAACCUUCUCAUCAGUCUUUCUCUCACCCCGACCAAGUACGAGAACCCCGGUUUGUUGGAUGAGGCACUGCAGUGUAUACCGCUCGACCGGAUAUACGGCGAGGCGGAGGAGGAAUGCCAAGUGAUGCAGGCCGAGGCCGAGAGUAUGGGUGACGGACGUAAAGCUACCUGGGGUUACCAAGAUUGCGUUAUCCGGGCACUCUUGAGAUGGUUCAAGAGAUCAUUCUUCACGUGGGUCAACAACCCACCCUGCCCCGUCUGCCUUUCGCCCACCAUCGCCCAAGGCAUGACCGCACCGACACCCGAUGAGAGCGCCUGUGGUGCCCUACGAGUUGAACUGUAUCGCUGCUCAGCUGGCGAUUGUGGUGCCUACGAACGGUUUCCGAGGUACGGUGAUGUGUGGCGGCUGCUGCACACCCGCCGAGGCCGUGUUGGCGAGUGGGCCAACUGCUUCAGCAUGCUGUGCCGAGCUGUUGGAGGCAGAGUCCGUUGGGUAUGGAAUGCCGAAGACCACGUAUGGACUGAGGUAUAUUCAGAGCACCAGAAGCGAUGGGUCCACGUCGACGCUUGCGAGGAGGCUUGGGACAACCCGAGGCUAUACACCGAGGGCUGGGGCAAGAAGAUGUCCUACUGCAUAGCAUUCUCUAUCGAUGGCGCCACCGAUGUCACCAGACGCUAUGUCCGCAAGAACGAACAGUCCGCCGAGCGGAAUCGUUGCCCCGAGGAGGUUCUACUUUACAUCCUGCAAGAGAUUAGGAACCUUCGUCGCAGCAACAUGGGCAAGGACGAAAGAUUCAGACUCGAAAAGGAAGACAGCCGGGAGGAUCGCGAACUGCGUGGAUACGUCAUCAAGUCCAUCGCUCAGGCUGUUACCGAGCUCGUUCCUGGCAUGCCCAGCCCUUCCACCAGCGCUCCUGCCCAACAAGCCCCACCGAGGCGCGACGACACCAAGUUGCCUGCUGAGCAACCUGGACGACAGACGGGAUCUGCUGAGUAUCUAGCCGCCCAGGCCAAUGCGAGGAACCAUCAUCAAUUCCCUCCGCACGACCCGAACCGCCGCCGUGAUCUGCCUUGA
This is a messenger RNA of Colletotrichum truncatum, 1419 nucleotides long. RefSeq names its product PNG1. Gene Ontology annotation, cellular component: cytosol; nucleus. Lineage: Eukaryota; Fungi; Ascomycota; Sordariomycetes; Glomerellales; Glomerellaceae. Gene Ontology annotation, biological process: glycoprotein catabolic process; protein deglycosylation; protein quality control for misfolded or incompletely synthesized proteins. Gene Ontology annotation, molecular function: peptide-N4-(N-acetyl-beta-glucosaminyl)asparagine amidase activity. The record is from RefSeq and is a predicted model, not a curated record.